GCCACUUGCCUGUAAUGGAAUCGUUAUGUCCUUUAUACCCUUCUCAAUAAAAUGGAUCAGGCGCAGGCGCAGGCGAGGGGGACUGAUGCAAUCAUGAAAUAGCACUUUCUUCUUCGUCCCCAAAAAGCCAACAUCCUACCAUCGUCACUAAUUGCUAUUCAUUAACGCCGGAUAUUCCAUAUUCGUGUUUCAGCUCUUUCAUUUAUAAAUACACGUCCAAUUCAAACCGCAAAUAUACACAAUUUCCAGCAGUCAUCCAGCUGCUGACUUGUCGUUUAUUCAUUAAUCCUCCUUAAUUUCUUUUGUUGCUUUCUCCCUAAAAGACAAACCCGCGUCACAAAGGCAAUUACUCAUUUCACCUCUUUCUUCUUCAUCGCUCUCCUAGCUCCAACCAUGAUACACAUGAACGACAUCGUUUUUGAGCCUGAUGACAUCAAGUUCCCAACUCCCUGGUGGUUCUUGUACGCCGGUGUGUCUUGCCUGCUCGUGCUCUUCGCUGGGAUCAUGUCUGGUCUCACAUUAGGCCUCAUGUCUUUGGGCCAAGUGGACCUCGAAAUUCUACAAAGAAGUGGCUCCUCCAUUGAAAAGAAACAAGCUGCUGCUAUUCUGCCAGUUGUUCACAAACAACACCAGCUUUUAGUUACUUUGCUUUUAUGUAAUGCUUGUGCUAUGGAGGCUUUGCCAAUAUACCUUGAUAAAAUUUUUCAUCCCUUUGUUGCAGUUAUACUGUCUGUUACUUUUGUUCUUGCUUUUGGAGAGGUUAUUCCUCAAGCUAUAUGCUCAAGGUAUGGACUCUCUGUUGGAGCAAAUUUUGUGUGGCUAGUGCGUAUUCUGAUGAUCAUCUGUUAUCCAAUUGCUUAUCCUAUUGGAAAGAUUCUGGAUGCAGUUCUUGGACAUAAUAAUGUUUUGUUCAGGCGGGCUCAGCUGAAAGCUCUUGUCUCUAUCCAUGCACAAGAGGCUGGUAAGGGUGGUGAACUUUCACAUGAUGAGACAACCAUUAUCAGUGGAGCACUAGAUUUAACUGAAAAGACUGCGGCACAGGCUAUGACACCCAUUGAAUCGACAUUUUCCUUGGAUGUCAAUUCAAAGUUAAACUGGGAAGCCAUGGGGAAAAUUCUGGCACGAGGACAUAGUCGUGUACCUGUCUAUUCUGGAAAUCCAAAAAACAUUAUUGGUCUCUUACUGGUGAAAAGUCUUCUAACAGUUCGAGCAGAAACUGAGACUCCAGUCAGUGCUGUUUCCAUCCGGAGAAUGCCUAGGGUUCCUGGAGAUAUGCCUCUGUAUGAUAUCCUUAAUGAGUUUCAAAAGGGAAGCAGUCAUAUGGCUGCCGUAGUUAAGGUUAAAGAAACAAGUAAAAAUUCUCAUCCUAGCAGUGAUGAAAAGAAAUUUGAGGAAAACAAAGUCUUCUGUGGAGAUUCUCAAUUAAAGACUCCCUUGCUGGCCAAGAAUGAUGGUGUUACUGAUGUAUCAGAUAAUGUUAAAAUCAAUAUUGAGAAAACUUUGAAGUCUGACAUAGAUAAACAAACCUCAACACAAACUCAUGCUUCUGAGAAAAACUUGCAUUGUUUUUCAGAGGAUAUUGAAGAUGGAGAAGUCAUUGGUAUCAUCACCCUUGAGGAUGUUUUUGAAGAACUUCUGCAAGAGGAAAUUGUGGAUGAGACUGAUGUGUAUGUUGACGUUCACAAAAGGAUUCGCGUGGCAGCAGCAGCUGCUGCUUCAUCAGUUGCACGAGCUCCAUCAAAUCGGAGGUUGAUUGGGCAAAAGUCUGGUGCGGGCCAUGGUCAGCUACGGAAAAAUCCAAAGAAGUCUGUGGAGGAUGACUUCCAUUCAACAAAUUGUGUGGACAAACAAAUGGAGGGUCCUCUAGGAAACGAGAGAUAACCUUUUGUUCCAGGCUGUGAGUAGAUGAAGUAUUGUGAAGAGAAUCAUGUGCAUGGUUGUAGCUGUUAGUUUAGUUCUAUCUGUCCUUUGACUUUUUAGAUUUUGUCACUGUUGUGGAUAACUAUUGCCACUCCGCUGUCCACCACCUCACCAGCCUUGGUAGAGAUGUACACAGCGGAUGGUCUGGGGGCAGGACAGGCAGGGCCUUUUUAGCUUGGAAAAUUGUUGAUUAAUGAGAUUGAAGAAUGAGUUUGUCCUUUCA
Mangifera indica (mango) is the source of this 2143-nucleotide messenger RNA. RefSeq names its product DUF21 domain-containing protein At4g14240-like. Gene Ontology annotation, biological process: magnesium ion homeostasis. Lineage: Eukaryota; Viridiplantae; Streptophyta; Magnoliopsida; Sapindales; Anacardiaceae. Gene Ontology annotation, cellular component: intracellular membrane-bounded organelle. Bases 394 to 1881 code for a protein of 495 amino acids. The transcript has 13 exons. The record is from RefSeq and is a predicted model, not a curated record.